UAUAUUUCCUUCUACCACACGGCAUGUUCGUUAGGUUACGGGUUUAAACUUGAUCAUUGCCGUUUAAUGCAACUUUUUUUGAUCAUUGCCGUUUAAUGCAACUUUUUUCUUUCUUUACUCCAGCUUAUAACUAAAAAAUGUAUUGAUAAAAAAAAGUACGGAAACAAAUAACUUGUAACUUAUCCCUAGUAAGACUUUCAAAAAACUUAUCCCUAUUAACACUUUCAAAAAACUUAUCCCUAGUAACCCUCUUUCAAUUAAAAAAAAACUUGUCCUAGUAUAAAAAUUACAUCUUUUAAAAAGGUAUGAAAACUUUAUAAAGUUAAAUAUAAAUAAUAUUCGGGUUGGGACUGUGAAGAGAAAAUAUGUUCUUUCAUAUUCGCUCUUUUUUCAUAUUCACUCUUGGUAUUGCAUUGUCUCUCGUUUUGGUUUAAUCAUAAGCGUUUAUUGUUUUUUUUUUUUUCAUUUUUGUUAAUUGUUCUCAUAUUUUAACAAAUAAAUAAAGUUGAAAGGAAAGAAAUAAAUAAAGUUGAAAGUUGAAAAACAAGUAAAGCAAUUCGAAAAAGGGAGAUGAAUGAGCUGGCCACUACUUCUCGGAAUGUAACUUCACUGGCUGUUACAUCAUUUAUUUACAACUUUCACACGGUUUGAUACUUUGGUUGAUUGUAAAAUAUCAAACCUUCUUAAAGUUGAACGUUUAGCACUUUACUUAAAUAAAAAAGCUACCAUGCAUGCAGACAUAUAGAACACGAUUAAUCGACCUACACGCUAAACACUGUUCGAACACCUAAUGUGCGCCUAGCAGAAUUUAAACAUUGUGAAAUACUAACUCUUAAUCGUUUUUUUUUUCCUUUUACUUAUGAAUUUUCAUUAUCACUUUUUCGACCUAGCUUUUUCAAAUGUUUCUUUCUAUUUUUUUCUCUUUUUCUUGACUAUUAAGCAACCCGUCGACUUUAAUAUGAUUUUAGUGGAUAAAUCUAUUACAUUUACUUUUAUAAAAAGCUGAUAACCUGUAUUGCAUAUUGAUAUACAAAUUGAAUUUUAAGCUACUUUAUGAUAUAUAAAUAACAGAUGAGUAGCUUUCAUCAGUCGUAUAAAGUAUGAUAUUUCAUGUUAGCCUGCACGCUCACGGCACAUGGGUUUGUAUAGCCUUUAGAGUGUUCUCUCAAGUUGUAGAAUGUUUUGACUAAUGGUCCGACCUUAUCCCAUUCAUAAUAUCGAAUUUGCUUUUCGUUGUUCACUGAUCAACAACUUUAAAUAAAAACCAUUUACCAUGGAAGCAAGUCUUAAUGUACAACCUUUUAUAAAUCAAUAAGUUAUAGAUUUUACAACUCAUACUAUCGGUCCCGGCCGGCCCGGGACCAAAACAAGUUAUAUAGUCACUGAUUCUUUAACUUUUGUCUGCGUUUGGGUAUCAUGUAUGUUUCUAAAAAACAGAAAUUAUGCUGUACAAGAUAUUUAUGUGUGUGUUUGAUCGGAGUUUCUUCUGUUUUGAUCUAAGAUUAGUCCUAAUAUAGUAAGGAAUCUUCUGUAAGAACAUAUAUCCAAUACUGUAACAUUCUGUAAUGAGAGUAAGGAAUCUUCUAAUCAUUUAGAGCCGUUAAUGGCCUUGGAAGUUCUUAGAAAGAUCUAAGAUUCUUAAUUCAAUUCUCGAGAAUAAUAUUUUAGUAAUACUUCUUGAUAGUGCUCAAAAUGGAGGAAAGUGGAAAUGCGAUCAAGAAAAAGAGAGAAGAAACUCUAAUGUUAUUUAAAGUAGAAACAAGAAACAAUAGAAAGGUGAAUGCAUCUAAGGUCGUUAGCAAGGAAGGGCCAUUUAAAAUACUCUUAACGACAAAAAUGUUAGUAGGUUUCUGAUGUGUAAAACGGUCUUAAAGACAUUUUUGAAAAAGACUUCCAAAUAAGGUUGUAUUUGACGGAAUUUUUUUUUAUUUUUCUAAGAAAACAAAAUACUUAUUUUUUUUUUAUAAAAAGAGAGGAAAAAGAAAAAAGAAAUAAAGAGCCGCCAGAUUAGGACAGUCCCUCUCUUACCAUUUAAGCAAAACUUUAAGAGACCACGCUUGAGAAUGAGUCCCAUGAGUCAUGGAAAAUCCAAAAGCAGUGUGUUACUAGAUUCUAGGUUCAUUUCGGUUUAUUUAGUUAUGGAUUUUUCAGUUUCAUUUCAAUUGGAUUGGACCAUGCAUUUUAUUUUCCCUAUUAGUGUCUCUACAUCUACUUUUAUAGUUUUGCUUUCAACAUAUACUGAUGAAUUUUACCAAAAAAAAACAUAUAAUGAUGAAUGUAAAUAAUACAAAAUUCACAAACUUUGACUUUUAACUCUGUUUCCAGCAUAUUUAUUCACAAAAGGUUAAAUAGCACUGAAGAAAUGUUCAAGAAAAUCUAUCAAAUGUGCACCAUGUUUAUCAAUAAGUUUCUACACAUUUGAUCUAUGAUUAAAUGCAUGCUUCUCUGUGGGAAAAAAACAUAUACUCAAAACUAAAAAGUAUUGUCAAGCAAAUCAUAAAGUAAAUUAUGGUCAAAAGACUUUCUCAAAACUAUAUUUGUUCAAAGCUGAAAGAGCUAUUAGACAAAAAAUGUAUGUUCAACUCUAUGAAAAUCAACAACAAAAAGUCGCAAAAGCAUUUUAUCACUUUUAAAUUCAAUUUUAUAAAGUUACUCGAAAAUUGAAAUCAAGAAUAAAUCCACCGAAAAAAUAAAACAAACAUAUAUAGUAAUAAUAGCAAUAAAAUAAGCGUAGCCAAUAAUUCAUAGCUCGUCUAUAAAUAAAGAGAUUCAAACCCACAGAAUCAAGCACUCCCACUCUCCUCUUCUUCGAUAACCCACUCAAUUCAUUCUCGCUCUAAAAUAUUUCGUGUUCCUUUCACUUACUUCACUCACUCUCUCUCUCUAGAACAAUGGGCAUCGUUGAUGACAAUAGCAAGACACUAUGGGAAAACAUGACCCAUGGACCUUCUUCACGUUACGCACUUAACGGCAAGAUCAUGCUCGCUUCCGUGAUCAUCCUCUUCGUCGCCGUCAUUCUUAUCCUCUGUUUCCACAGCUACGCCAGAUGGUUAUUCCGUCGUCAAAACCGCCGUAUUCGCCGCCGUAUCAGUGCUCACCUCCGAUCUCUGUCCGCCGCUCGAGACCCCACUCAAUCCUCCUCCCUAUCUCCUCUCGAUCCGACGGUGCUCGAGAAAAUCCCGAUCUUCGUCUAUUCCGCUAAAACCCAUAAAUCUCCGCCCGAGGAUUGCUCCGUUUGCUUGUCGGAAUUUGAAGAAGAAGACGAAGGACGUGUCCUUCCGAAAUGUGGCCACGUGUUCCAUGUUGAUUGUAUUGACACGUGGUUCCGGUCGAGAUCUAGCUGUCCGCUUUGCAGAGCUCCGGUUCAACCCGAGGAGUCGGUUACUGAAUCCGGUUUGAGGAAUUCAGAACCGGUUGCUCCCGUGUUUCAAUCGGUUAAGCCAAUUGAGGAUACCGAAGCUGGAAGCUCGUCUUCAUCGGACGAAUCAGAAUCCUCGACGCCGUCUUCGUCCUCUGGUUCGCCGGUGAGGUUUCCGACGGAAGAGUGUGGGAGGGAACCGAUUGAUUUAGUCGGUAUAGUUGUUGAGAUACCCAGAGAAUUUGACGCUUCUAACUCGGGUCUACCCGGAGAUGACGGAUUGAAUAAUCGGGGUUUAUUGAGAGGCUAUGGAGUAUUUGAUUAUUCAAAAAGAAUAUUCGGAUACUAAAGAAUCCGACCCGGUAAUCCGGGGAACCCAGAACCGUGUGGGCAAGAAUUCGGAGUCUUCAUGUAACCGACAGGUGUUACGGCGGGGGUGGAGACACGUGGCUUUUUAGUGUCCACGCGGCGAUCAGUGCCAGAUCCUUGGGACGUUUCCUUUACGAAGAGACGGCGUUUGAAAAAAUGAACGAAAAAAAAGUAACGGAGCUAUUCUGUAAUGUAAAAUACGUACGGUGUCGUUUAGGUAGAGAAGCAAAAGCUCACCCACCUAAACGAUUCUCUUUGUUCUUUUGUAAUCUCUUAAAUGGUUUGUUACAUAAAUGUAACUAAAAUAAUUGAAACAAAUCGACGGUUCUGAAAAUA
This is a messenger RNA of Brassica rapa (field mustard), 4063 nucleotides long. Its product is annotated as RING-H2 finger protein ATL5. The record is from RefSeq and is a predicted model, not a curated record. NCBI's taxonomy places the organism in Eukaryota, Viridiplantae, Streptophyta, Magnoliopsida, Brassicales, Brassicaceae.